AUGAAGUGCGUGUCUGAGGCGAUAAAAUCGCGACCCAAUACAGACACACCAGUUUUCACGACACGCCUGGCGCUGCCCCCGGACUAUGAAAACGUGUCGAACUUCAUGUCCGAGUUUUACUACAAGGGCGAACCGACGGUCCAAAGCUGCGGUCUGGUAGGUACGGAAGCGCCGGAAUGCUGGCGACAGCUGAUGUACAACGUGGUGAGAAACGGCCUGUCGAUCAUCGCCGAGGACCAUGAACGGUGUGUGAUCGGCGCAGCCUUGAACAGCCUGAUCUAUCCGUCGACCUCGAAGGAACAACGGGAGUUCGCGAAAACCUGCUGCGAUUCGAUGAAGGUCAGACGGAUAAUCGAGUUCUUCAGUUACCAACAUGAACAGGCGGCGCUUUGGGAACGCCUAUGCGUCCCGAGGCUAUUCGAGAUCGCUGCCGUGACCGUGGACCCGUUCUACCAGGGUCUGGGUAUCGCCAGGCGACUGUUCGUCGAAAGCUGGUACCUGGCGCGCGACUGCAGCUAUCCGGCCAUCGUUGUCUUCUGCAACAGCAGUCAUACCGCGAGCUUGUGCGCAGACCUGGGUUGGAUAUGGGCGAUGAAUUCUCCGUUCGAUCAGUACAUGUACGACGGCGAACAGUUCUUCACGGAGGUUAAAGAGCCGCAUACCCAAUGGAAAGUAUACUUCGAUUUGUUGCAGGAUUGUAAACCAUACUGCAGGCGGUCGAAAAGGUGCACAAAGGUGACACACCCGCCUAAAAUUUAA
Messenger RNA from Dufourea novaeangliae, 759 nucleotides. RefSeq lists its product as uncharacterized. The transcript is spliced from 4 exons. Bases 1 to 759 code for a protein of 252 amino acids. Gene Ontology annotation, molecular function: N-acetyltransferase activity. The record is from RefSeq and is a predicted model, not a curated record. Lineage: Eukaryota; Metazoa; Arthropoda; Insecta; Hymenoptera; Halictidae.